Galdieria sulphuraria is the source of this 681-nucleotide messenger RNA. RefSeq lists its product as uncharacterized. The record is from RefSeq and is a predicted model, not a curated record. NCBI's taxonomy places the organism in Eukaryota, Rhodophyta, Bangiophyceae, Galdieriales, Galdieriaceae. The coding region runs from base 127 to 651 and encodes 174 amino acids. The transcript has a single exon.
UUAACAUCUUCAUGAGAUGCUCAUUAACAGGAUAGUUGUGAUGUUUGUUGACUUCGGCUAAGAAAAACACCAACUUCAUGAAAUUGGCUUUUGUAAACAUCGCGCACCUUUUUGUUCUUUUUUUUGAUGAAUAAACAUACUUCCGUAUGCAAUAUAAAAAUGACCACUCUUUCAAAUCCCAAUCGGACUUCAUUGUUGAUAAAACCUUCCGAAUAUAGACCAGAUGCAGUAGUAACAGCAACGAUACCCACUCCAGGAACAGACCCUACCUCCACUUCACCCUCUUCCUUCAUUCAAAGAAGCAAUGUCAAACGCUCGGUAACGCCUUCAAAAAAAACAAAAACAACCAAAAAGUCUAUCAACAAGAGCAGCACUCCAGUUUCUCCCCCAAAAAUACAAUCGGAACCUACUUCUCAUCCUAAACACCAUUCUCCCGUUUCUCCACCAAAGAUUCCAAACCAAUCGUCGUCGUCUUCAUCAUCGUCUUCUCUCACUACAAAAACGCCUCCUUCUGGUGAAAAAAAAAUACCAAAUACUGUUCCAAAGAAAAAAGGAGGCGGAGGAAGCGCUGGAAUUUGGCUAAUCAUCGCUAUGCUCAUCAUCGCUGCAUCGGCAGGGGGAGCUUAUUACUACUUCUUCAUCUACAAGUGAAAACCCUUUUACCGCAAGAACGCCUUUUAG